UGAGACCACAAUCGAGACAAAAUAGGAACUCACACGGGUUCAAGCUCUUUAUUUAUUCAUUAAAUGACGUUAAUUUUUCAUUAGUAGCUCCGUAAAUCCGUGGCUCACAUUUUGACACGUAAUUAGAGUGAGUAAAACAAGUUGCGGGCAGAUCCUGAAAGUUUGUCUACAAGUGUUUGGAAUAAGGAAAUCGUCUCCGGCUAACGUUAUGUAGCAAGCUGAUCUCAGUUAUCCACUCGUAAACUCUGCUAUCAUUUCACAGACUGUUGUAAAUCGCACUUAAAGGCAUGACCGAGUACAAACUUGUGGUGGUCGGGGCAGGAGGUGUGGGGAAGAGCGCUCUCACCAUCCAGCUCAUCCAGAACCACUUUGUUGAUGAAUAUGAUCCAACCAUCGAGGACUCGUACAGAAAACAGGUGGUGAUCGAUGGAGAGACGUGUCUUUUGGACAUCCUGGACACUGCAGGUCAGGAAGAGUACAGCGCCAUGAGGGACCAGUAUAUGAGGACAGGAGAGGGCUUCCUCUGUGUGUUUGCCAUCAACAACACCAAAUCUUUUGAGGACGUUCACCUCUACAGAGAGCAGAUCAACAGGGUGAAGGACAGUGACAGUGUUCCCAUGGUGCUGGUUGGGAAUAAGAGCGAUCUGAGUACCCGUACAGUGGAGACACGGCAGGCGCAGGAACUUGCACGAAGCUACGGAGUACCGUUUGUGGAGACAUCUGCCAAAACCAGACAGGGUGUGGAGGAAGCUUUUUAUUCGCUAGUGCGGGAGAUUAGAAGAUACAAGGAGACCAACCGUAGCAACAAGAAGAGCAAGAAGAACACUCAGAGACGUUGUGUAAUUCUAUAGCAAACCACACACACAGCAUACUUUACAGCACUUAACGCACGCCCCCACACACUGCACCUCCUCUGUCACAUUGAGGACGUCCUGCACAGCUCAGGGCAGGGAAGCAUAUGUGGCAAAAAUCCAUGUUUACUGCAGUCACACUUUCCUCUUACGGUAUGUCACCACAAGAUUUGCCAUUUUUUCAUCCAGUGUGCAGUGUCUGUUUAACGCUGUGAAUUCAGUUCGUUUUUUCUUUUUUGUUUGGUGACCAAACAAAUAGGAGUUUUUUAGUUU
Molecule: messenger RNA, 1124 nt
Organism: Plectropomus leopardus (leopard coralgrouper)
Lineage: Eukaryota; Metazoa; Chordata; Actinopteri; Perciformes; Serranidae
Product: GTPase KRas
Biological process (GO): signal transduction
Cellular component (GO): membrane
Molecular function (GO): GTPase activity; GTP binding
Source: RefSeq, a predicted model, not a curated record